Messenger RNA from Vanessa tameamea, 2646 nucleotides. RefSeq lists its product as uncharacterized. The transcript has 8 exons. Bases 191 to 2449 code for a protein of 752 amino acids. Lineage: Eukaryota; Metazoa; Arthropoda; Insecta; Lepidoptera; Nymphalidae. The record is from RefSeq and is a predicted model, not a curated record.
CCUGUGUUGUGUUUUGCUUUUGAGUGUUUGUUUUAAAAAUGAAGAUGUUCAAUGAUAUGAUGGAUUCAGUUAUCAAAUGAUAAUUAUCAUUAAUUUUAAUUGAAUAUUUAUAAAGCUCUCGCUGCAUAAGCUUAGACGUGAUAGUGGCCAGUACUUUUUCAUUCUUAACUCUUAACGUUUGUAAGUGGACAUGGUGUUUUAUCUGAUAAAAGUAUUAUUUGAAUUCUUAUUUUACAUUGUAUUGUUUUCAAGACCAGAGCAUCGAAAUCAUACUUCAGGUGUGAAUAAGCGUGUUACGGAUGAAAAUGAAAAAAUGGAACUACCCGAGGUGAACGUCGAAUGUAAAUAUUUACCAACCAUCAACGACGACAUCGUUUACGGAGAAAGUUCGAAACUCUUCAAUAAAGCCUACGAAAUAGAUGGUUUCGUGUUCACAGAGGAACCGUUUAGAAGAGAUGAUAUUUUGCAAGAGUUCGAGAUCCAAAAUGUUAGAGAGAAUGCAAAGUUCAAUGACACAGAUGUGCGAUCCAACGUCCUUCGUUUUGCCAUCCAAGAGACGCCAUAUGGAAUAAUAAUAAAUUCAAAUAUACUCGUAACGGACAACAAUUACCACACGAUAAUAAGCGACCAGGAGAAAUGUAUAGUCUGCGAUAUGCAAGCGGAAUCCCCAGGAGAACAUAUAAAAUUAGACACGCAUAAAGCUAAUUUAGAAAAAUAUAAACCGUUAAACGAAUACGAUGGCGUCAUCAGAAAGAUCGACGAGGAAUACUAUUGCUCUGUGUGUAAUAGGAUAUUUAAUAAAACACUAAUUGAUGAACAUUACAACGGCAAAGAUCACGAAGAUAAAACGCUAUACGCGAUCAAUAGAGCGUCGGAUGUUUUGGAUAACUUCAAUUUAAAUAACGAUAAAAAUGAAGCUACUGCUUAUCAUUUCGAUAGAAAUAACGUUGCUUGGGACGCGAGCGACGAAACUUGCAACGUUGACGACUGUUGCGUAACGAGUAACGUUACAAAUAAUAACGUUAUUAAUAACGUUAGCGGAAACAGCAGCGAUAACGGUAGCGACAGUUCGUCUAGGAAGUUAUCCUAUGCGUCCAUUGCUAAGACUCCUUCUACACCUAAAUAUAUUGAUAUAAUUUUGAACGGUCAAAAUGUUCAAGUGAAAUUUGACGCGUGGCAUAUGAUACUGACAACAACACAAAACAAAUUCACUUGUAUGGUCUGCGUGGGUUUCUACCACAUCAGUCAAAAGACUAAGCAUUGUUCGGACCAAACGCAUUUGGAUAAACUCAGCGAAUGUGAAACCGUCAAGAAAUAUCCGAAGCAUAUUAUUAGGAAGAUAAAUGACAGAUUUUAUCAUUGUGGUAACUGCAAUAAAUUGCAAUUAUCUACUGAUAUCGACGACCACGUAGAUUUCGUUCAUUUGAAGAAACAAAAGACAACACAAAAUAACGUUAUCCAAACAAAUGAAAAUAACGAAAAAAAUGAUGUUAAAAAUAACGUUGUCUCGAGAAACGAUAGAGUUAUAUUCAAUGAGUCGAAUCGAAAUGAAAAUCAGAUGCCUUUGAAUCAGAACGCGUCGAUGAUUUUAUCCUGUUAUUUUAUAUAUGUUAAUCAAUUCUAUUUUACAUUAAGGGUAUCAUUGAUAUCGUACAACAUGGUUUACAAGCGGCCGAAUGAUUACCAUUGUUUCAAAUGCAACUGCGUUUUACCUGAACUCGGUAUGAGGCGCCAUAUUCAUGAGCAAAGUCACAUUGAAAAGAUGGCUUUCACGCCAUUCGAACCAUAUUUCGGUGUAAACCUGAUAAGAUUGAUCAACACGACAUACCACUGCUGUAAUUGCAACGUAAUAGUCACGAAAGACAAUCUAACCGCUCACUUGACAUGGCAAGCUUUACACGAAACGAAAGUCGAUAAGAAACAAAGAAAAAUCGAUUUAAAAUCGGGAAUAAAGCAAAUCGAUAUCGAAUUGAAAAAGGAAUCCUUUUAUACGUCAAACAAUGAGUCGGAUAUCGUUAUAUUGACACAUAUCGAAGUUAAACCUAAUAAAAAUAUUUGUUUGAAGAAGGCAAAUAAAAUUAUUGUAUACAAUGACAAUGCGGUGAAAGUCAGCUGGGACGCUUGGCAGAGUAUUUAUAAAAAAAUUGACGGCUACCGGUGUUACAUGUGUCAGGCGGACGUGAAGAAUUACGAAAUUAACGCACACAUAUCCGACGGAAGGCACAUAUAUCUGAUAGAAAAUACAUUCGAAAGAAAUUAUUUGCCACAUCUUCUUAGAAAGGUCGACGAGAACAUCUUAAACUGUCUCACUUGCAACAUGCUCGUAUCAAGUAAAGAACAUAUUAUAUCGAAACAUAUAAAUGGGAAAAAACAUAAGGACAUCAAUAUAAGUUUAAAAGUAAAUUGUGCGAAUAUACCUGACUCCAGUGAAGUCAUUUUUAAACUAUAAAAAAAAAUAAUCGAAACGUCAUUUUUCAUUUGGCGGGAAAUUUAAACAAAUCAAAAAUAAAUAAAAUUGUCAAGAGCAUCGAAUAUGUGUGAAAUCUGUUAUGUGUAAUUUAUUUAAACACACGCACACACAUAUUAAAAGAUAAAGUUCAAAGACACGAUUUAUAUUUAUUAUUGCAUUCCAAAUAUAAUAUACAC